AUGAGGGACCCUGCAACAUUAAGAGGCUUAAGGAAUAGGAUUCUUGAGAAAGCAAGUAGAGAGAAGCCAGGGCCUUGUCGAAGCAUCGUCCAAAAUGUGCUACAUCCUCCCGAGCCCACUUCGAGCGAUAGAAAAGAAUGCCUGUGGGAAUGGCCUUUCCUGCAAAAUAGAGGUUUGUUGCCUUCAUGUCCUACAGAUGUUCAAAAAGCCGUAAUUCCAUACAUAUUGGCAAAGGAGAGCAUCAGCGUCGUUUCAAAGACUGGAAGCGGAAAGACACUCUCCUAUGUUCUUCCAUAUGUCCAUAUUCUAGAAAGCGAAGAUAAAAGACUGUUGGUUGUCGUCCCUACAAGGGAGCUAGUUUCGCAGGUGAGCCAAGUGUUCAGAAAGUUCUCUGAAGAUGGGCUCAGGGUUGUAGAAAUAACUGGAGAGGUGAGUAUAGACUUGCAACGUCUUCAGAUUUCAGAGCCAUUCAACAUAGUUGUUUCCACACCUGGAAGGCUAAAGGAGCUUAUGAAAUUAAAGAGUAUUGGAGGAUUCGAAUAUGUUGUUAUUGAUGAGGCCGAUAGAUUGAUGCAGGACGACUUCGGGGGCGAUUUAGCAUUCAUACUGGAAGAAGCCAGAGCAGAAGUUGUUAGCCUUUUCUCUGCAACAUCUUUCGAAUGGGAUGGCGUAACAAAGAUUUCGGUUGGAGACGUCUCUGUCAGCGGAGAUGUAGAAGAGUUUUUCUUGUAUACAGAGAGGAAUGAGAAGCAGAGGGUUCUCGACGAAGUUUUGAGUUCUUGCAAAGAUUGGUUCAUGAGGAAUAUGGGUGUUGGAGAAGAACACGUAGAAAUAAAGAAGGUUGUGGUGUUCUGCAAUACAAUCAAGAUGUGUGAAAGCCUCCACAAAAGGUUUGGUGGGUCUCUUGUGCUUCAUUCGAAAAAGACAACGGAAGAGAGAAAAGCGGCUGUUGAAUCAUUGGAGGGAGAAAGGGCUGUUUUGAUAACUACUGAUCUUGGCGGAAGGGGGAUAGACAUAAAGAACGUUGACUUGGUGAUAAAUUAUGAUCUCCCCAAGACUGUUGAAGCCUACGUUCAUCGGUGUGGUAGGGCAGGAAGACAAAAGAAGGGGAUCUCCCUAUCGAUGGUAUGCCAAGAGGAUAGGGGACUACUUCCUAAGCUCAAAAGGUUGAUUGAAAGGAAGGGAAAGACUGUGCCUGAAUUUAUGAAUGUGAAAGAAGACAUCAUAUUAGACUGA
Messenger RNA from Encephalitozoon hellem ATCC 50504, 1236 nucleotides. Its product is annotated as putative ATP-dependent RNA helicase. The record is from RefSeq and is a predicted model, not a curated record. Lineage: Eukaryota; Fungi; Microsporidia; Unikaryonidae. The transcript has a single exon. Bases 1 to 1236 code for a protein of 411 amino acids. Gene Ontology annotation, molecular function: nucleic acid binding; ATP binding.